Molecule: messenger RNA, 6417 nt
Organism: Anopheles merus
Lineage: Eukaryota; Metazoa; Arthropoda; Insecta; Diptera; Culicidae
Product: zinc finger protein 260-like
Exons: 5
Coding region: 4287-5957 (556 amino acids)
Biological process (GO): regulation of transcription by RNA polymerase II
Cellular component (GO): nucleus
Molecular function (GO): RNA polymerase II transcription regulatory region sequence-specific DNA binding; DNA-binding transcription factor activity, RNA polymerase II-specific
Source: RefSeq, a predicted model, not a curated record
CAAGCUUGACGGUGUUCGUAGAUGUCAAACAGCGGAAAGUACAAUACAGUAGAAAUUUAGCAAAAGUAAAAUCCUAUUGUACUGUAUCGAAACGGUCUCCUGUUUUCGGCUCUCUAUUUAGUGUUUAAUGCAGUAAUAUGUACAUUUGAAGCAAAGUCGAGUUUUUCAGCUAAGUAAAAAAGUGACAAACGCCCUAAAACGCAAUCGUAAGUAAAACUUAUCUUGUGUGUUCAUGCGAGCAAGAAGACCCCGAUUUGGUAUGUUGUGCAUGCAAUUUUGUACAGUGAUUCGACACUGCAAAAGAAAGAAACUCUCGUUUUAUCGCCCGAUCCCCGAUGACGAACGCAGCUGCAUGGUACGUACGCAUGAGUUAGUUUUCUUACAUUUUCACAGCCAACGCAUUACAGUCUAUUGUAAUCAGUAGCAGAAAGAGACCUCACACAAACGCUGUCCCGAAAGUACAGACACUGAAACCCUCGAUCCCACAUUUAUUCCAAGAGAAAUAUGGAAAACUUAUAUACGUGGCCGAAAUCGUGUGAUUCUUAGUCCCUCGAAUGGCUUUCCACACUGAUUGUACUGUAGCGAGUGCAGUUUGAACAGGAGCGAAUCCUAAAAUAGAACAUUGCGUAAGCAACAGAAAACGAAAACUGAGAUGUGCCGUGGCUGAGAUGCUGCGUGAAUGCAUUGCUGUACGUCGAACCACAACUGAGGUAUGGGACAGUUUUAGCAAAUGAAACUACUCUUUUUAUACGCGCUAAAACUCGGUCAUAGAAAACCUUGAAACUCUUAUCACUAUCAAUGUUGUAGGACUUUUUUCACCUCAACCAUUAUCUCCGCUCUCUACCUAUCGCGCAUGUUUCUCACCACCAUAGGGGUGGUGCUUUCUUAUCAGUUUAAAGAAAUGUCGUGAACUAAUGUCUAAGAAAAAGACUUCAAUGCCCGGUAUUGCCCUAUGUUUCGUGAGGGCAAACGAGCCUCGAUUCGGUGGCCAAGGGCUAGGUGGCCAUUUUAUAAUCGGGCUUUAAAAAAAUAACUUGUACGCUCGAUGUCAUAUUGAUGCCAAGCUUAAUUGAAGAGCGCAGCCAAGUGCAAACUCUCGCCUUCUCGUCGAAUCUGGAGAGCAAACCCAGAUUUGAGGCUUUUUCACUAUAAUUAACCUUUUAACGGGAUAGAUUUAAUUAUCGUUUGAUUGAAUUUUUCUUAGUAUGAAUUAAAAUUUUCAGAUGUAUAAAUACAGGCUGUCCCCGAGAUACGUUAUUGAUCUCGAUUCUUUCACCUGAAUUAAAAGCUAUUAUUCAUGUGGGUAGAGUAUAGAUGUUCGCAAUAUUUGUUUUUUCCCUAUACGGCAUACGGGAAUGUUGAUUGGCAGGUCCUGGGAAUUGAUAUCGGGCUGAACGUGGUAUUUGUUUGAUGUGAAUCUGCUGUAAUGAGUUUACAAUUUAGCAUUUAUUUUUAUUUUUUUUUAAAUACGAUUAAAAAAGGAAUUUAUUUUGCAUUUGAAAAUGAAUGGAACAAUUUGUAAAAUUUAGACAACCAGGUAUCACUGAACCUCUCCGUAUCCGUGCUGCUUGUGUAGAGAGAAAAUUUAACUACAGCCGUAUUCAAUUAAGGCCUGAAGUAAUUGUGGAAACAAUACUUUAAACUAAUGUAUGAUGCGUUGAACCUAUGGUGAAAAUAAGGCAGUGUUUGAAGUUAGUGAAACAGGUGAACUAAAUAGAGUUUAAUUAUACAUAUCAAAUUGUACUUUAAAAAUAAGAUAAUUUGUAAAAUGUGUUGCUGUACUACCUACUUACAAAACAAUCAUUGAAAGAAUAGAUAAAAUUACUGCUGAAGUUCGUUGCCUAAACAGCACUAGAGACUUGGUUUAGGUAAUCGGCACUUGACAGCUAUUUUCUACAUGUGUCACUGCUAGAAAAUAGUAAGCGAAUCGUUAAAGAGUUUUCCUCUAGUAAAUCUAAAGAUACGUUCUACAUUAUCGAACAACCUCAAAACCUUACAAAAACCUCACAAAAUGACACGAUAGGACAUACUUUCUACUGCAGUUAAGUUUCUUCAAGCGCCUCCGUAUCGAAAGUUGAGAAAAGCAUUGUGGGUAUUUUGUGCUGUUGGAAUAAAUUGAUGUCACCACCAAGAGACGUUGCAGUCCGCGUUGAGGCACGGAACAAACAGAAGGGAACCGUUUUAUUAAUUUAUCUAUCGCUACCACUUAAUUAAACAUAACACAGUUCGCCCAACGCUGUUGCACGUUUACACGCAUACAAAUGUGAAGCAGGCGAAUCAAACAGGGUGGUUUAUGUUUCCUGAUGUAUUCAUACAGUACCAGUGUUGGUGCGAUCGCUUCUGCUUAUCAAUGUAAGCAAGAAGCUCUUGGAAAUGCACGUUUUGGGUAUGAUAGUAUGGUGGUACCCGAGUUGUACCGGCAACACAAAUUCAACCAGCCAAAUACAGCACAAGCAAUCAGAGGGUUGCCGCAGACCCGCCCGGACUCAUCAGAAGUUCUUCUACGGGGUGGAAUGAGGUGUGUCGUUGCACCACCACAAUGCUGAAGGUCGCACAUGUGUUAUCUUCUCCGACAGCAUGGAAGAAAAGUGGCGAAUGGCUUAUCUUGGCCCAAGGGAAUGAGUUUCUAGACGAAUGAGAAUCGAACUAUUGCUGGUACGAUUGCCCAAAAAGUGUGCGAUCGUUUAUACUGUACAACAAUAUUAGAUUAGUAUGAGUCACUUGCGUACUUGCGGAACGCGUAUGCGAGCGAUAGUAUGCGCUGUACACAAGGGAAUUAAAACAGCGCACACAUAUUCUUACACAAUAUCGUAGGACAGUUACCCAGAGAACUAGCUGGCAGGGAAGUUCCUUACAGCUCGUAAAGAUGAGCACUGUGAGUUCAAUGUGCGGUCUUAGACGAAUCCGUGUCGCUUUAAAAGAGGCGGGAUGCUUAUUUUUACCAUUCUGAGCACUUUGGUGAGAAUGGACUCUUGCUCCAUUUGACGCUAUAUGUUGCCUUUUCUCCAGUCCGAGAUUCUCUCUCUAACUUAACGCGAAGCGAAGAGUGCUCGAUGUGUGUGAUAGGACUAUGCUGGUUUCAACCAACUCAUUCGUUUGCGCUCAGUUAGGUCGAUCGGUUGGACUUGCAGUGUACGCAGGCAUGCGAUUCGAACAGUAAAGCAUGAUCAUGCGGUCGACUUUUUGCAGAAUAUUAGCCGACUUCUUUGAAAUCAGUACAUCCCCUAAAUGAAAAUAGUGUUUGGAUACGUCUUCCCUACUAAAUGUUUCAUUAUCCCAAUGAUGCAGCAAAGCUCUCACGAAGCAUUGACAAUGUAAGUGUGGUCAUUGCGCAUGGUAAUAGCCUAUAUUGAGCAGUCUUUAAAGGAAGGAAGACAGGAAGAAAGGAAGAAAGAAAGACAUAUAACGCGACAACGGAUGGUAAUACAGGUCACCGAAUGGGUCAAAACGGUUAAAGGCCAAUCGUUGCGAUCUGAUCGAGACGAAACGUGUAGAACACACAACCGAAGCGUCAGUCGUUGAAAUGUGAUGCAUGCAUAAUAUCUAGCUAACCUCGUUCAUCGACACCGAGAACAGCGCCGGAAACAACAAUUGGUGUGACUUAGUCUUCGAGAAGCGCAUUUGGAAGCAAAGCAAAGCAGCUCCAAAAGAACAUAACAACCAAAGUUUAGUCAAAUGGUUGUAACCGCGUAGAAUGUAGAACAAGUCCGUUAAAUAUUAGAAAUGGCAUCGUACCUAGCACACGGUGUGCCUUUGUAUGUCUAAACCAUUGUAUUUCUUAACGCCUUAAGCCUAGUGGUGUGUGCAAACUGGUGACAUAGCAAGCGCGCCCAAAAGACCAUGUGUUAGUGUUAUAGCGCCAUAUGUGAUCUCUUCCUUUCUGAUGGUGGUGGUGGUGGUAAUCUAUUAGGUGCAUUUCUUAAACUAACGCUGCUGAUGGUGAAGGUGAUACGGCUCUUAUCAGUAAGCUCGAAACUCUUUCCACUAACACGCUAACGCGGUGGACACUCUUACUUGGUGGUGGUGAAAUACAUUUGUGUUACUAACGAAACUCAACAAUUUCGAAAACGAACUACGUGUACGUGUAUGCACCGAUCGCCUAUUAACACGAUUCGAUAAAACACAAACUUCUCUCCCCGGGAGAGCAGUUUGAACGAAGCGACAUCGCGUCGUGUUUGUUUCUUGUGAGUUUGCGAUAGUUAACAGCGACGUGAAGUAUACCGAUUACAAACCCGGCGUACGAAGGGUGCACACUGUUCAGCCAAUAGUUGUUAUCGUGCGAAACGAUGAAGAAAUCAACGCGACAAACUCGAAUGUCCCGGUACGUGGGGAAGCAUUCGCCUAAAAUCGCAUCUCCAGAAGAAAGCAACAAUAAUAUCAACAUCAGCAAGAACCCGAUCGAAAACGUCCCGAAGGUAAUCAGCGGUGAUGAAGUGAUGAGCGAUCUCCCUUCGUACAUUGUGGAAAAACCGAAUGGAUACGACGAAUCAUCUGCGGAUGAUGAGGAGGAUGAUAAGUCGAUAGUGAAGAAACUAGUAAAUGCGUCAGUUGAUGCCGGCGAGGGACGAGACGGUGCAGAGUCCGGUAGUGGCACUGAUGCAUCCGUAUCAUCGACCGGUGGGUCUUCGUCAUCGAAACGUGGCCGAAAACGUCGUGAACGGAAGCUGUAUCAGUGCGAGGUGUGUCAAAAGGACUUCAUGGGCACCAACGAUUUGCGCAAACAUUUGCGAAUACACAACGACGAACGGCCGUACCCGUGUCCACACUGCAAGAAUCGCUUCCGGCAGGCGGGAUGCCUGAAGAAUCACAUCGCCUCGCAACACGGCACGGACGAGCAGUAUACUUGCGACCUGUGCGGCAAAUCAUUCCCGAUCAAGGAGCGUCUACGGUUGCACAUGCGUAUCCACACCGGCGAAAAACCAUACAGCUGCUCGCUAUGCCCAAAAACUUUCGCACGUGGUGGUCAAUUGACCCAACAUCUUGCUACACACAACGGUGUGAAGAAGCACAAAUGUGACCAGUGCACGGCAGCUUUCUCCUGUGCGGCUAACCUGAAAAUGCAUCUUAAAAGCCACAUGGAUAUUCGUGACUAUACGUGCCAUAUCUGUGGCCGUGGAUUCUAUAGGCCAGAUGCUUUGAAAAAACAUCUGCUUUGCUAUCAUGCCAACCUGAAGGCAUUUCACUGCAGCAUUUGCAAUAAAAUGUUUAAGGGCCAUUUACCACAGCACAUGCGAACGCAUCUAAAAGUUCGUCCUCACGGUUGUGCUGUAUGCGGUUCGGUGUUCUCUCAACGUUCGCAGUUGAUCGUUCACCAGCGAAUUCAUAGCGGUGAACGUCCCUAUCGUUGCCAGGUUUGCUGGCAGGCGUUCGCACACUCAAGUGUGCUGAAGCUGCACAUCCGUAAACACACUGGCGAAAAACCGUUUGAAUGUCCGCUUUGUUCAUCAAGCUUUUCACAGCUACCACAUUUAAAGAAGCAUAUGCUGUCUAUACAUCAGCAGGACAAAUCGUACCUAUGUCAAAAGUGCAAAGAAUUUUUUAAAACCAAGAUGGAUUACCAAUUACACGUUACGGCGUGUUACAAGGAUCCGGCAGCUGUGAAAAAUCUCGACAAUAUGAUGGAUCCAAUGUAUCGACCGACCGAAAACAAUGGCGUUGAUCCACCAAUGACUAUUUCUAGAAUGCGUUUUCUAGUGGCCAUUUUGUUGAAGAAAAUUUCUAAUGAGGAUCGGCUGAAGGAGCUGGGCUUCGAUAAGCGAUUGAUUGACAAUGUUCUCAUUGAUUCGUUAAAAUGUGCUGGCCGAAAGGUUUGCGAUGACAAAUCGUAUGAUCCUUUGGAACGAUUGAAACUAAACGUACAGGAGCUUCUCGAAUGGACAGUGCCGCCCAAUUACAUGGAAGAGUUUCGUGGUGCCAAUCGUAGUACGGAGGAGUUGCUUGAAGAACUAACAAACUAAGAUCGUCCCUUCGUUCAUUUGCUUUUUCCCGGAGGGAAUUUUAUGUUUUUUUUUUGAAUUAUUCUAUUUUCCAUGCCCCAUUAUGAAAUUAUUGAGAAUUUUCCACAGAUAAAUGGAAAUUUACAUUCUUUCUUUCUUCUAACCUAUCACUGGUGGUGGAGAUUUUUUUUAAAAUAUAAUUUGUUAUUUUUUUCCUAUCGUUGCCAAUUAUUAAAAAGAGCCGUAUAGUUGUAUUAAUAAUUUCUAAAGAGUGUGGAAUUUGUAAAAUGUUGAGUAACAUACUAAUAUCUUUUAACUCUUCGAACUUUCUACUAACACGAACAAAAGCAAACUAUUUGUGGGACUUAGCAAAGCAUGGUACAACAAGAACGCACAAGCCAAAAACGUAAAAAAACAAACAAACAAACAAACCAAUGAAUGCGCACACAAACGGUGCAUAAAAGCCAUGCCAAAAAUGUAA